AUGGGAUCACAAGACAGUUUCAAUGGAUGCGAACAACCAGAGGCACUUCUGCUUUGUCAAAACGGAUGUGGGUUUUUUGGAACAGCAGCGAAUUUGAAUAUGUGUAGCAAGUGUUACAGAGAUCAUCUCAAGGAAGAAGUGGACUCUACCGGUGAUUCUAAUGUUGCUGCAAAGGAGACUGUUGCGGCUUCGUUGAGUUCUGGAUCAUCAUCAUCGGCAACAUCUGGAGGAGAAAGUGGUGCAGUAGCGAAGAACAUGUGUUUUAGUUGUAACAAGAAAGUGGGAUUGACAGGGAUCAAGUGCAAGUGCAGAUCAGUUUUCUGCUCGCUUCAUCGUUACCCUAAGAAGCAUUCAUGUGAUUUCGACUACAAGAGCGUUGGAAGAGAAUCACUAGCAAAAUUGGAUUCGCAAGUCAAGGCAGACAAGAUUGAUAGAUUUUAA
Papaver somniferum (opium poppy) is the source of this 441-nucleotide messenger RNA. Its product is annotated as zinc finger A20 and AN1 domain-containing stress-associated protein 1-like. Lineage: Eukaryota; Viridiplantae; Streptophyta; Magnoliopsida; Ranunculales; Papaveraceae. Gene Ontology annotation, molecular function: DNA binding; zinc ion binding. The coding region runs from base 1 to 441 and encodes 146 amino acids. The record is from RefSeq and is a predicted model, not a curated record. Gene Ontology annotation, biological process: proteasome-mediated ubiquitin-dependent protein catabolic process. The transcript has 2 exons.